ACCAGGAGGAAAAAUGGCCAAAUCUUUCCCAGUACUCUGCUCAUUAUUGUUCUUCAUGCUGAUCCAUCAGGUGGUACCAGAUAUUGCUCGACAAUGGUGGCCACCACAUGGAGAUUUCAAGGUGAAAUGUCCAUAUAAGAAAGUAGACUUGAGCUGGUUCAAAGGAACAUUGAAACCCUGCUCUGGUACAUAUCAUCCGAUCUGUGGCACCAAUUUGGUAACCUAUGAAAACCCCUGCAUCUUGUGUAUUGAGAGCUUGAAAUCUACUGGGCAAAUUAGGUUUCUACGUGAUGGAGCAUGCUAG
Molecule: messenger RNA, 304 nt
Organism: Eptesicus fuscus (big brown bat)
Lineage: Eukaryota; Metazoa; Chordata; Mammalia; Chiroptera; Vespertilionidae
Gene: SPINK14
Product: serine peptidase inhibitor Kazal type 14 (putative)
Exons: 4
Coding region: 14-304 (96 amino acids)
Molecular function (GO): protein binding
Source: RefSeq, a predicted model, not a curated record